AGUACGUAUCUGCACGAAGCCAAUCACGGUAAUGGAAGCUUUUUCUGCGUUUCUAGAUUUCAUUUCUGACAAUGUAUGUCAUGAAGAAGGUGUAUUUUCGGGUCAAAAUCAUUUGUGUGACAUCUGAUUAUAAUGGUUAUGUUGGACAAAGAGAACCAAAAACUGAAUAUCUGUUAUCAAUUGUGUCGAAUGUUUGCUUGUAAUAUGCCUUUUAGCCACCUUUUCCAUCACAAAGACUCCAAAGAUGAACCCAAUCGUGAUUCGACAUCAAAUUCAAGUGAGUCACAUUCCCACAGGACAGACAGCGGAAGUGGACACUCUGUCAGGUCAUCCAUUGAACACGAAGAGAUGACUGAGUACUGGUUAAUAUCAGCACCUGGUGAUAAGACGUGCCAACAAACAUGGGAGACCAUGAAUGAUUUGACAAGUAAACAGAACAACUUGUCUACAAAUUUUAAGUUCCAGAUUCCAGAUUUGAAGGUUGGUACCCUCGACCAAUUGGUAGGUCUCUCUGAUGAUCUGGGCAAGUUGGAUGGUUUUGUAGAGCAGGUUACGCGCAAGGUAGCGCAAUACCUGGGCGAGGUCCUCGAGGACCAGAGGGAUAAGCUUCACGAAAAUCUGAUGGCUAACAAUAAUGACAUUGAAUCGGUAGACAACAAAAAACGCGAGCACCGACGACGCCGCGCAAAAAGCAGGGCGGUUCCGAACGGUCGGCACCACCGCGGCCAUUACCUGGAAGAGGGCAGCACCAGCUGUCCAGCAUCCCCCGUUGAGCGAACGCAAGAAACAAACGCUAGCGCGGUAUCCAUGUCCGCACCACUGAUGCACGGCCUGUGUCUGUUCGGGUGUGCGUGCGACGGCUGUAUGGUCAUGGACGUCGACCCUGGAGGAGGUGGGGGGCACGCGCUGGAUCUGGAAACCACCACUGGCGGCAGCGAGGAAGACGACGGCUCCCCGACUCGAACCGACCUGGUGCUCGGGCCAGCCGAUUUACCGACUUACUUGACGCGGUUCCAGUGGGAUAUUGCCAAGUACCCUAUUAAGCAAUCCCUACGUAAUAUUGCUGAUAUAAUCAGCAAACAAGUGGGGCAAAUAGACGCUGAUUUGAAGACCAAGUCUUCUGCUUACAAUAACCUCAAAGGAAGUUUGCAGAGCUUGGAAAAGAAGCAGACGGGAAGCUUAUUGACUCGUAAUUUGGCUGAUCUUGUGAAAAAAGACCAUUUUAUUCUUGAUUCAGAAUAUCUACAAACUUUGUUGGUGAUCGUCCCUAGAUCUCAGUUCAACGAGUGGAAUGCAACAUAUGAGAAAAUAACCGACAUGAUAGUGCCUCGCUCCUCUCAACUGAUCACACAAGACAAUGAGUACGGCCUGUUCACCGUCACUUGUUCAAAAAGGUCGUGGAGGAGUUCAAGUUACAUGCCAGAGAAAAGAAGUUCAUCGUAAGGGAUUUCGUAUAUAAUGAGGAAGAAUUGGCCGCUGGCAAAGAACGAGAUCACUAAGCUGGUUACUGAUAAGAAGAAGCAAUUUGGACCCCUCGUAAGAUGGUUGAAAGUCAACUUCAGUGAAUGUUUCUGUGCUUGGAUCCACGUUAAAGCACUGCGAGUCUUUGUAGAAUCAGUGUUAAGAUACGGACUUCCUGUCAAUUUCCAAGCAAUACUGCUCCAUCCGAACAAGAAAUACAUCAAGCGUCUGAGGGACGUCUUGAACCAGCUUUAUGGUCAUCUGGACAGUAGUGCAGCUUUAUCAGGAUCAAAUCUUGAUAACGUGGACAUUCCUGGACUAGGAUUCGGCCAAUCAGAAUACUUCCCUUAUGUCUAUUACAAAAUUAACGUGGACAUGAUAGAGAAAGUUUAAAGAUCCCCAAAAUGUUAUAUAUUCCACUUUUAGUUUUUAACUUUAAGCACAAGCUCGUUCCAUUAUGAUGUAUGUUGAAAUUUUAUUUGCAAUUUAUUUAAAAGUAUUAUACUUGUUACAAAAUAGUAUUACAUUUAGAAACAUUCUUUGGAAUGUUAAUUCCUCUCAAAAGUUUGAAUGUGUAUAUACAUGUUAUUUUUACAUUUAGUGUACAGUAGGCUUCACAUUGUUGACAUUUUGACAAUACAUAUAUGAAAAAAGGUAAUUAUAUUUUGCAAUAAUACUGUACCAUGUUUACUUUCGGUAAUCUGUUUGAAACAGUAUUCUUUUAUUGUAAAUAUAUGGAGAUGUAUAUAGAAGUGCAUUAAAGAACUAUUCAAUGAAUUCUUUUUCCUGAAAUAGCUUCAUGUCAUCCUAAAGAGGCUACUCUUCAUCAAGUGUGUCAAGUGAAAUUUCUAUUUCACUCAAGUGUUACUAAAUUGUUGCUAUUGGUAAUUGAUAAAAUUAGUAAGGACAUCAACUCGGCCACUUCCGACCAAAAAGCGUCGAAGGUUAGAACAAUCUGUGCCCACGACACAUUUUUUGGAAAUAUUGUGUACUAUUGGGGUGAAAAUGCCCAAAGUCUUAGCGAAUUUCGGAUCAGUUAAGGGUCAAGUGCUAUGUAAGCAGAUUUUUUUUACAAUUAUUAACCCCCCUCCCCAUUGUCAGCAAUCUCUCAUCCUCCUCCCAUGAUUACAUAAGUAUUAAUACAUGUAUUUUUCGAUCUGUUCUGGUUUCUUUAUUGAUUCAUCAACAGCAGUUAUCAAGUCUACGUAGAAAUAAGGAAUAGGCUUAGGGUAGAGGAAUUAAACACAAAUAGUAUGUAUUUAAACAAAUUGGUGACAUGGUAAUUCGAUUAUAAUUUUUUGUAUAAACAGUCAAAUUAAGAGUCCUCAGUCCAUGACACACACAUCCAUGACAUGGGAUAUUUGCUGCUUGAUGUUGUGUCCCUGCUCACUUUUGUGUGAUUUUUCCAUAUGUGUUAAAAAUCAAAAGCAACUAAAUUUUUUAGGAAACCCGAAAAAGUAAAAGAAUAAAUAUUGCUGACGUGAUAGCCAUUCAAAUCCUCCAUGUCAUCAAAAAUGAGCAAAGACCGCCGUCCUCUUUAGUGCUUAUCUAAUACUUGAACGGUCCCAAAAACACAUUCACAAAGGUGCUAAGAAUCGAUAAAUAACAUACGGAUAUUGAUUUAUUAUCAAAAUAAGUAAAGGCCCCCGCCCUCAUUAGUGCUUAUGUAAUUCUUGAAUGUUCCGUAAUACACCUUAAAAAGGGUCCGAAGAAUCGAUAACACAUGCAGAUAUAGACUUUGUUCGAUUCUUUGUUCAAACCAUUUAGGUACUUUGAAAUAUCUUUUAGCUUCCAGUGUCAUUGUACAUAUUUUGUCAGAUGAUAAAUCCUGCAGGACAAACACAGCAAGAUAUUGAAGCGAGUUUACUAUGUAGUGUUGGUAUGUUACUAUUUUUUUGCUUUGAAUAUUAUGUUCACCUCUAGUAUUUGUCACUAGUAUACGCUACGUUUGUUCGUCUACUGAGGUAAGCAGCUGAUCAUCAAGUGACAUCUUGAAGUCUGUAGCUAUAUGCUCAUACAAAGGGUGGUAUAAAAGUUUCGCAAUAUAGCUUUAUUUUAUUGACUUCGUUUAAAGUAAAUUCCACCACAUUCAAUACACUUCUCCAGCCGCCAAAACCAGUCCAUAAACCAGCUCUACCAAGUUUCACCCGGGAGUGCGGCACACUCGUUGUCCCAAGCCCUGAGAAGGUCCUCAUCGCUAGACAACCGUUUUCCUUCCAGCUUCAUUUUCAUAUGCGGAAACAGUGCAAAGCCGCAGAGACAAAGAUCUGGACUGCGAGGAGGGUGCUAAAUAAGUUUCAGUCCAGUAGUGGUCAAAUACUCGGUGCAGACUUUGGCGCGGUGAGCUGGAGCGUUGUCAUGGUGGAGGUACCAAGUGUUCAUUCUUGACUUUGGCCGCAGGUUUUUCAUAGACUCUAUGACUUUAGACAGUCACUGUUUCGUGUACCACUUAGCUGUGACUGUUUUCUGUGUGUCCAAAACAACACGCUCCACAAUCCCGCUCGAUUUGAAAAAUACAGCUAUUAUUUUUUCUUAACAGAUCGGUAUUUUCUAACAGCUACGGGCGUGUCCUCAUCAUCAAAGACCCAAACUUUGUUUUGAGCCUUGGUUGGCAUAUCGUAAUAAUAGAGCCAAGUCUUGUUACCUGCGAUGAUGCUGUUCACAUGCCGAGAUUGCACCUUAUCAAACAUUUUCAGUAUCUUUCGGCACCAAGUCGUACGACGGGACUUCUGCUCUUCCAUCAGACUGUGUUACCCAGAGAGAACAAAGUUUCCUUACGUGUAAAUGGUCAUGCAGAAUUGAAUGAAUUCCUUCCCUCUCAGCGCCCUCCGGAGUGAAAAUGUCCCUUUGGAAUUAUAUGUACCAUGUGAAUAUAGUCGUACUAUGAGAACAAUCAUUCUUUAAUGCAAACGUUUCUACUAAGCACUGGUCUGUGCUGAAACCACGCGUAAAGUUAUACCUUAAAACUGCCCUUAUCUCACUACGUGACCACGAUGCCAUAGUCCGCACUUUACACUGUCAAUACGAAUGUACAACUAAAUCAAGAGACGUGCUGCUGGCGGCUACUAUGCACUCAUGGACAUGUCUCAACAUGCAGCCUCCUGCGUCCGUUUGUUAAGUCAUAUUGCAAGUUUUUUAUAGUACCGUUUAAAUAUAGUUGAUUACAGCGCCAUGUAUCAGAUACUAACCUUUUCAAGGUAGAUUUCUAAUUAUUGUGGAGAGGAGAAACAUAGUUGUGACAAAUUAUCAUAGAUGACGCUCGACAUGUCAUUACAUCUCGGAUAAUUUUUCACACGCGCGAAUAUUUCUUCAGGUAGAAUAGUGGUAGUUCUCAGCACCUGGCAGUACGGUUCCAUUGUGCUAGCGUCGUGGACUUUAACCUCACAUUCUUGUAACGUAUAUAUCAGUCAAAGCAAAAGCACUGGAAAGCAGCUUUGUAGUUAUUUAAUAAUAAUAAACGUCUUUAUUCGCUAAACAAUUACAAAAAAGAAACAAACCACUCUGUGAAAAAGAGUUUGACAAAGAGCGAAGUUCAGCUGUGUAUCACUGAAAUGACACACAUCUGUUUUUCUACUUGACCUUUUGAGCGUUAAAUCAUGUUAUAUUCAACACAACACGUAAUCCAAAGAAACACUCGAAUAAUAACAUAACAUACACGAAAAAAAUACUGACUUGCAUUAUCUAUAUAACAAUAUUGAUUAAUGUAUUAUACCUGAACAGCAGAACCAAAUGCUACAUUCUCACGUCCAAAAAAUUAUCUGAGAUAAACUUUGGAAAAGUUAGUAUCUCAUAGAUGGCGCGGUCUAGUUUAUAUGAGUUUAUAGAAGCAUACAGGUGUCUACAGCGCCAUCUAUAAGACAUAUACUUUGACCAGCUAAAAGCGUCCUAGCGCUCAUCCAGUUUCGAUGGAUGGCCGAGUUCUGCCAAAGAGCAAUUCAUUUCGGCUGGUCGGAGUUCAGAUCACCGAGGACUUGAUCUGGCACGAACGCAUCUCGUCAAUAACGAAAGCUGCUGGGAAAAAGCUAGGCUAUCUGUUUUGGACGAAGAAGUACUUUUCUCCGCAUGACUUUCUCACGCUAUACAAUACUCAGAUAAGUCCUACGUUCGAGUAUUGCUCACACGUCUGGGGUGCUGCCGCCCCAACUACAUUAUUUAUGCUCGAUGCUGUCCAGAGGAGGGCUGUCCGACUGAUCGAUGAUUCUUCUCUAACAGACAGUCUCGGGACCGCACCGGCGGGCCGUCGGAGACCUAGCUCUCUUCUACCGCUUCACCAACGGGCUUUGCUCCUCAAAGCUCUCUUCCAUGAUGCCGCCGCGCGAUGCGCCUGCCAGACAGACCCAACUGACUUUGGCCUCCCAUUCUAACCAUGUCGAACUUCGUACGUCCAGAACUAGCCGAUACGACCGCUCCUUUGUAACGAGCGUGUCAAGAUUGUGGAGCAAUCUAAAAGAGGAAGCUUUUUCCAGUUCUAUUAAUUUUAGGCACAAAAAUUGGAUUAACAAAAUUUCAUAGCAGCAGCGGUUGUCCCGGCAUUUAGGCUUCUGCCUGCGCGACUGCUUCGAUAUAAACUCACUUUUACAAAGUAUGUAUAUUGUAUAUUAAACAGAGAAACAGCUGUGACAAAUUCUCGCUGUGCUACGGUAUUGACAAUAUUCAAUGUUUUAAUUUUGUUUGGGAAACCAUUGUACACGCUAUAAAUUUUGUCGAUGAAACUUUGCUUGGAAAAGUCGUCCCUUAAAUCUAAUAUUGAAAGUACAGUUUACAUCAGGGUGAAUUUUCUAUAGAAUGUUUUCACCUGAAAAAAAUUGGUUCAAAUAGCAGCAAUUUAGAAACACAGGUAGUUUUUGGGCACAAUUUGGUGACGUUCAAACGAACCAUAGGUAAAUAUUUUAACUUUUGAUACACUUGAGGGGAAUUGCCACGACUGUUUCGCAAACACUAGGAUUUCAUAACGACCUGUUAUCGAACAAAUGAUUUUUAGUCAGAUGAAAUGGUUCCUACAUAGUUUUCAAGUGACUGCUUAAAAAUUAAAGUACAGUUAACGACAUAUAUUUUUACAGACUGUGGAUAUACCAGGGCUAGGAUUGGGUCAAACUGAAUAUUAUCCGUAUGUUUACUUCAAAAUUGAUAUAAGUAUGGUCGAUCACAAAUAAAUCAAAACAAAACCAUUUGUGCAACUGUGAAUUUAAUUUUCUAUAUCAAAAAGCUUUUUGAUUG
Acanthoscelides obtectus is the source of this 6678-nucleotide messenger RNA. NCBI's taxonomy places the organism in Eukaryota, Metazoa, Arthropoda, Insecta, Coleoptera, Chrysomelidae. The record is from the annotation of a GenBank genome assembly.